This is a messenger RNA of Aphanomyces astaci, 1379 nucleotides long. RefSeq lists its product as hypothetical. Bases 21 to 1283 code for a protein of 420 amino acids. Gene Ontology annotation, molecular function: protein binding. The transcript is spliced from 5 exons. The record is from RefSeq and is a predicted model, not a curated record. NCBI's taxonomy places the organism in Eukaryota, Oomycota, Saprolegniomycetes, Saprolegniales, Verrucalvaceae.
AACCAAACAAGGAACGCAGCAUGUCGUACAACAAUCGGUUUGGCAAUGGCGGCCGCGGCGGUGGUGGCGGAUAUGGAGGAGGCCGUGGCGGACGAGGCGGAGGACGCAUCAAUCGUAUUCAGAACAGGGGGCCAGGCGCCGAAGUCUGUGCGUUUUACCUUGACGAUCGAUGCACACGGGCCGGCUGCAAUCACCCGCACUUCGUCAAGCGCUUAGGCGUCGCGCACGGUCACACGAGCGCCGUCAAGGACGUGGUGCUGUGGGAAGGCAAGCAGCAAGCGUUUACGUGCUCGAACGACGGCACCAUCCGCCUCUGGGACUGCGCGACGUGGAAAGAAAUCGCGCAGAUUCCAGUGUGCAACGUCGAGCUCGACAUUCGACCGACGGAGCGCGACAAGAAGAAAAUGAGCGAAGGCAUCGCCGCCCUCCACUUGGAAGGCUCCCACUUGUUUGUGGGGUACGAAGAGCCGAUCCCACAACUCCCGGGGUGUCCUGUGGGCAAAAUCAAGUGCUGGAACCUCGACAACCCCGCCGCGCCUCCCCUCGAGUUCAUGGUCAGCCCUGAGAUGCCGUUUGCUCACUACCGCAACGUGUGGGCUCUCACGGUCGCCAAGAAUCCUGCGACAGGUGAGCUGAUUGUGCUCAGCGGCUCUGGCGACGGCCGCAUCCGGUACUGGACGUUUGACGCGGCCAUGGGCGGCUUCAAGUGCGGCGGACUUAUGGAAGGUCACUCCCGCGGCAUCACGCGACUGAAAACUGUGCAAUUGGGCGGCACCAUGGCCCUAAUCUCGUCGAGCAUGGAUCAUACAAUUCGGAUCUGGGACCUGUCGACAUUCAAAUGCGGCACAGUGUUGACGUCAGCGAACGAGGGCCAUGCCAACGUCGUAAUGGACUUGGACGUUUGGGUGAACGGGGCGGAGCAGUACUUGAUCAGUGGUGGCCUCGAUAAGCAAGUGAUUGUAUGGAACUUGGCGCCGCCAUUUGCUAAAGUGUUUGCGGAUACGGUGGACUUGCCAAUUCUGUCGUUGAGCGUCGCAACGGAUGGCCAGGACGCGCCGCUUUUGCUCAUGGGCCACGAUGAUGGGACGAUUUCCGUGAAGGAACUACCGUCGUUCAAUUACAAGAUGUCAUUUGGGAAAGUACUCAACAACGUCGGGCACACGCAGCCUGUGCGACGGAUCAUCCCUGGCCCGCUGCAUACGUUUUUCACGGUCAGCAUGGACAACAAGAUGAUGGCAUGGCAAGUGACGGGCAAAGCAGCCGACAUUCCCGUGUCGAAUUGACAUACGACCUAGUAUGUGCUACUAAUAGUACAUGUAGGUAGAGUAUUAAUAGUAGAGCGAGACACAAUAAUACACGAGUACUGAUAUGGAUAACGU